AUGGUGCAUGGAGCUUGGGUCAUCAAAAAACUCAACAUUCCAUCUCUCAAGUUGUCGACGAAAAGGACCGUCGAGCAGUGGAAUCACUUAUCUGACGUAGAUCUUCCUGAACUCCAAGGUGGUGACGUGAUGGUUCUCAUUGGAGCUGACAUGGCUCACUUAUUGAUUCACCUUGAGGUCCGCCAGGGGCGACGGGAUGAGCCCAUCGCAGUAAAGACUUGGAUGGACGCUGUUUGGAAAUAUAGAGAGACUACAUUGCAGCAUCAAAUCGAACGAUUUUGGGAGAUCGACUCUUACUCAACCAAGCGAGUUCUCUCUGAGUCCACCUUGUCAGUUGAAGACAAACAAGCUCUGGCCAUCCUUGAAAGCAACACAGUCAAGGAGGAAGGCCACUACAAAACGGCACUGUUAUGGAAAUGUGAACCAGUCUUGCCUACCAAUUAUGCUAUGGCAGUUUCAAGACUUCAUUCCACUGAGAAGAAACUCAAGAAAAACCCAGAUCUAGCAGAGAAAUCUCAGAAUGUCACCAACGAUUAUGUCACUAAAGGACACGCCCAAAGGAUGACAAAAGAAGAGGCCAAAGUGAUAACCCCAAAAACAUGGUACUUACCACACCAUGCAGUUGUUAAUCCAAACAAGCCUGGAAAGGUUCGUGUGGUCUUUGACGCCGCAUCAAAAUUUGAUGGUGUUUCCUUGAAUAACAAGCUUCAGACUGGCCCCGACCUGUUGAACAGUUUGGUAGGGGUCCUUAUGAGAUUUCGAACAGGAAGGAUCGGCGUGAUGGCGGACAUUGAACAAAUGUUUCAUCAAGUGAGAGUUUGUGAAGAAGAUAGAGACUCUUUGCGCUUCUUGUGGAGAGACUUAGAUGAAACGAAGAGACCAAGUGAAUAUAAGAUGACUGUUCACGUGUUUGGCGCUGUGGAUUCACCGUGUUGCGCAAACUAUGCGUUGCAGAGAACUGCUCGUGAUCAGCAAGGGAAAUUCAGCGAGGAUGCCAUCAACGCUGUUCGACGUAAUUUCUAUAUGGAUGACCUCCUAGCAUCGAAGCAAAACUGCGAUGAAGCCACAGGUCUGGCUAAAGAUUUGAUAGGAAUCCUAGCAACUGGCGGGUUUCGCCUAACGAAGUGGAUGUCAAACAGCCGAGAAGUGCUCACAGCAAUCCCUUCGUCAGAAGUGGCGUGCGACAUUAUUCACUUAGAUCGUAAUGGAUUGCCUCAAGAAAGAGCCUUAGGCGUCAAGUGGUGUGCAGAGCAAGAUCUGCUGAGUCUUGAACCAGCGAAGAGUAAAUUCCCAAACACCAAGCGAGGAAUAUUGAGUGCCACGAGUAGCGUGUUUGAUCCCCUAGGCCUUGCCGCGCCCUACGUAAUAAAGGCGAAAGUGAUCAUCCAAGAGUUGUGGAGACGUCAGAUUGAGUGGGAUAGCGAGCUGCCCAAUGAUAUCCUCCAGAAGUGA
This is a messenger RNA of Stylophora pistillata, 1452 nucleotides long. RefSeq lists its product as uncharacterized. The record is from RefSeq and is a predicted model, not a curated record. Lineage: Eukaryota; Metazoa; Cnidaria; Anthozoa; Scleractinia; Pocilloporidae.